GAUCCAAGAACACAUCCCAAAUGGUGUCCCCUGUUUUGACGAUCACUUCCACAGCACUCUUCCUCGUCGCUGCUGCUCGCCUAGACUCGAUCGAAGGCAUCCGAGUCGAGCUACGCAAGCGACCAUCUCGGGAAUUGGCAUCGUCCAUCCAGAGCAGCCACUCGCGCGUCAAGUUCUUGUCCGGAUCAUCAUCAUCAUCAUCAUCAUCAUCCUCCUCGAGCUCGCGCCCUGCCAAUUUCUCCCUGUCCACCUGGGACGAAAGCUGCUGGACGAUCUUCCACCUCGGAACGCCCGAGCAAGAGAUCCUAGCGAUCAUCGACACGGCGCUGGAUCUCGUGUGGGCGCAGGUCGAGGAACGAUCUUCCAGCUUCAAGAACGUAAGCUGCAGUGACUCGCGCUGCCGCCUCACGCCUUCUCAUUGCUCCGAUGGCAGCAACACUUGCAUCUACUAUCCCUCCAGCGCGAUCGGCCACGCCGGGCGCGGUGGCCGCCUCGCCACCGAGACCGUCACCCUCGUUUACGCCAGAGGUCGCUGGACGGAAAGGAUCCCCGUCCCCGACACCCUCUUUGGCUGCGAGAGAAAAACCGAAGGUCUCUCGGGAGUGAUCGGGCUGGGGCGAGGCGCGCUCUCGCUGGUGUCGCAGCUCACAAUUCCCGCCACUCGUACUACUCCGAGAUCACGGAGAACAAGUUCUCCUACUGUCUCUCGUCUAUGCUCUUCCUGGGCCGUGCUCGCAUCCCCGGCGAGGGCGUCCAGACGAUUCCAAUGCUGUCGAGCCCCGGCCAUGGGCACUACUACUUCGCCGAGCUCCGCGCGAUCACGGUUGGAUUCAGCGUCAUCGCCAUCGCUCGAAACGACUCUGACGCUGAACUUGGAGCUGUGCUACAGCACGGCGCUGGAUCCGAGCUACAAGUUUCCAUCCAUGGAGCUCCACCCUGAGAGCGCUCGGAUGGUUCUCAGCCAAAAGAACUACAUCUUGUCGAAUGGAUCCGGCUGGGCUUGUGUGGCCACUGCGAUGCGUGAUCCGGGAGAUGUGAGCGUCAUUGGCAGUCUGAUGCAACGCGACUAUCACAUUCUUUUCGACAACCCGGGUUCCACCAUCUCGUUUGCGCCAGCGACGUGCUCCGAGCUCUGAGUGAUCGAGAAGAAAGUUUGCA
Messenger RNA from Selaginella moellendorffii, 1158 nucleotides. Its product is annotated as aspartic proteinase nepenthesin-1. The record is from RefSeq and is a predicted model, not a curated record. Gene Ontology annotation, cellular component: extracellular region. The transcript is spliced from 2 exons. The coding region runs from base 21 to 1136 and encodes 371 amino acids. Lineage: Eukaryota; Viridiplantae; Streptophyta; Lycopodiopsida; Selaginellales; Selaginellaceae.